UGAAUGUUAAGAGUCUGGCCGCGUCCCUUCUGUUCGCGCAUGCGCUCUGUUCGCGAAAUGUGACCUUAAUGUUUAAGUUCAGGGGUCUUCUGUGGCUUCGGGCUUCGAAUUCAAUCAUCCCUCGUAGUUCGGGUCAAGUUCAAAAAUCUUCUCAUGCCAUGGAUUUAGGAUCUCUUCGGAAAAACUACAGGGGGGAUGAAGAGGCUUUUGAGGAGAAACAUCUCACAUCCCUAAAUCCCAUUAAACAAUUCUCUGCAUGGUUUGAAGAGGCCAUGAAGUGUCCAUCUAUUGGAGAAGUCAAUGCUAUGUGUUUAGCCACUUGUACCAGGGAGGGGAGACCUUCUGCUAGGAUGCUGCUUUUGAAAGGAUUUAACCAGGAAGGCUUUCUUUUCUUUACCAACCAUGAGAGCCGGAAAGGAAGGGAACUGGAUUCCAAUCCAUUUGCUUCAAUGGUCUUCUAUUGGGAGCCUCUCAAUCGCCAGGUACGGAUUGAAGGCUCUGUAGAAAGGCUUCCAGAGCAGGAAUCAGAGAAAUACUUCCAUUCGCGUCCAAAAAGUAGUCAGAUUGGGGCUGUGGUGAGCCAUCAAAGUACAGUGAUUGCAGACAGAGAGUAUUUAAGGAAGAAGAAUGCAGAACUAGAGGAGAAAUAUCGAGAUGCCCAAGUGCCUAAGCCAUCGUACUGGGGAGGAUACAUCUUAAAGCCAGACGUCAUAGAGUUCUGGCAGGGCCAGACCAACCGCUUGCAUGAUCGCAUCGUCUUCCGAUAUCUCCAGGACAGCAGCACAUCCUUGGAUCCUAUGACUCACAGAGGGGAGGGCAACUGGGUAUAUGAAAGACUCUCUCCUUAAGCAGCAUGCAGGAUUUGUCUUUAAAUAUACACGGCAACAUCUCUGAUCCCAACCCUACCCAAGACAGAGAAGAUGAAGAACCAAGAGAAUAAAAUCCUGGGUCUGCAGUAAGAUGACCUGUAUUCAGAUUUCUGCCAACCAUAAGUAAUUUUGGACUAGCCCUUAACUAUCCACCUAUUUCAUGUCACAGUUUUUGUGAGGACAAAUUGAGGGUUUCUUCAGUGCAAACUUAUUGGGGCUAGCCUAAAAAUGUAGUUUUAAUGGGGUUUUAGUUUUAUUACUAUUGUUAGCUUUUUAGUAUUUCGGCCACUAAUUAUAUUAAUGUUAUUGUGUUUUUAAUUUUUUUUAAUUUACAUUUAUAUCCCGCCCUUCUCUGAAGACUCAGGGCGGCUUAUAGUGUGUAAGGCAAUAGUCUCAUUCUAUUUGUAUAUUUACAAAGUCAACUUAUUGCCCCCCCAACAAUCUGGGUCCUCAUUUUACCUACCUUCUAAAGGAUGGAAGGCUGAGUCAACCUUGGGCCUGGUGGGACUAGAACCUGCAGUAAUUGCAGGCACCUGUGUUUUAAUAACAGGCUAUCUUACAGCCUGAGCCACCACGGCCCUAAUAAAUAAAUAAAUAAUUUGUAUUUAUUAUGUCUUUUAAACUGGCUGUUAACCGCCCUGAGUCCUUUGGGAGAAGAGCGGUAUACAAAUUUAAUAAAUAAAUAAACAAACAAACAAACAAGCAAACAAACAAAC
Molecule: messenger RNA, 1585 nt
Organism: Ahaetulla prasina
Lineage: Eukaryota; Metazoa; Chordata; Lepidosauria; Squamata; Colubridae
Gene: PNPO
Product: pyridoxamine 5'-phosphate oxidase
Exons: 7
Coding region: 69-848 (259 amino acids)
Biological process (GO): pyridoxal 5'-phosphate biosynthetic process; pyridoxine biosynthetic process
Molecular function (GO): FMN binding; pyridoxamine phosphate oxidase activity
Source: RefSeq, a predicted model, not a curated record